UCACGCAGGCCAGGUUUUCGUUUGCAAACACAUAUCCCUGGCAGCGUCAGAGUUCUGCCGAGGAGCAGAGCAAAAGGCGUGAGGGCAGCAGAGGGCGGGGCGCGUGAGAAAGAAGAAUUAAAGACGAGCAUGGAUGGAUUUUUGUUAUCUCGGAUAUCCAGACUGAACGACAUAGGCUAUGUUGUUAUGGCCAUGUGAAUCCUAGUGAGAGGCAGUGAGGUACACGUCAGGGAUAUAGGCUACACACAUACACAAAUGCACGAGCUGAACGGGAUGCCCGCGUGACUGCAGGGAGGGAAGAUGCGGAGAAGGAGGGGAGUCUAGGUGUUUCUGGACCACCGCAAAAACCCUAAGAUGGACUUUUUUUAAAAAUUAAAGAAAAAAAAAUUAAAUUAGCCUUUCCAGCUUGGCAACUAAUUCCGAUUUACAUUGAAAAUCGAUGAAAGAUCUCGAGGUAAUUAGUCUUCGCCACCUGAACGAACCGAUGUAAUCUUGUGGCUUUGAUCUUCACGUUGUCUUUUCUUCUCCGUGACAGGACGAGGAAUUAAUUUAAGGUCGCGGGAGGGGGACGGACGUUGUUCUUCCUUACUGGACGCACGGACUGACCGCCGUAUGUCACUUGUCCAGAGAUCGAAAACAACGAGCGAUCAGCUGCUUUCUUUGGGACGCUUUAGAAAUUGCGGCCUGCUCGGGUCUCCGGUUACCGCAAUGCCACACGGGCGAGAGGAGAGAGACGUGGGAGAAAGAAGAUGGAGAGAAAGAAGCUACAAAAAGCUAAUGUGCUUAGCGAUAAUGUGAAGAUUUCAAAGAAAAAACAAACUUGAUCCAUUUGUGUGAUUGUGUUUUAAUAGACCUUAGCGGGAGAAUGGCACAAACUGUACUUUGUGAGCUACAGUGGCCUGUGAGCUGCAGGGGGUGAAAGGACACUGCAUUCAAGGAAGCAAUCUUAGUACAAUAGCCGAAACGUCAAAUGAGGUGAGUAAGGCGGUUGUGACGCUGUUGUGGCUACUCAAUUCUCAACUUUCUGCUGACAAAGUUCUUGGACUCACUGACUGGACUGUAGUGCACACCAUGGGACAUUGCACAGGAAAUAUUGCAAUUACCAGUGGAGAGUUUGGCGCAUAAUUUUGAUAGACUGGAGCUCUGAUGCCAGCAUUUAUGUCUCUCCCUCCUCUGUUUCUGCCCACUCAACUUGUUUUAUGAACUCAGAGUAAGCGUGAAACCUCUCCCAGCCUCUUCCACAUACACACAAACAAGUCAAACAUGCCUUCACCUUCAGAUUCCAGCAGCGUGGCUUCAGCCUCUGGAUCUCGAGGUUGGUCAGACAGCCGCAGAGGCAUGUCAGGCCGGGGACCUGGAGGGGCACGGUUGCUCCUGUACCUGGGGCUGUGCCACCUGGGCCUUGGGGCUAUGGUGCUGGCCUUCUCCUUCACCAGCAUGGCCUUCACCUCCUCUGCUCGUGUGAGGCAGUCCUGCCCAUUCUGGGCUGGCUUCUUUGUGGUGGCAUCAGGGAUAGUUGGAAUAAUAUCCUGGAGGAGACCUUUGACUCUGGUGGUGUCACUAUUUAUGUUGCUGUCUGCAGUGUGUGUCAUCCUCAGCCUGGCUGGCUCAAUGCUCUCCUGCCAGAAUGCACAGAUGGUCAAGUCUAUGCUCACCUGCCAGGUGGAGAACAGCCGGUGUGUGUGUUGUGCACUCUCUCCCACCUGCUCCAUAGAGGAGGAGGAUACUCUGGUCCUAUCAUACAGCCCCGGUAACACUAAAUGCCACUCAAUCAGACAUCAGCUGAAGGACCUUUUGUUCAGUGCAUGUGGGCUCAGCAUUCUCUCCACCAUUAUUUGUACGCUGUCUACUGUGACUUGUAGUAUCCAUAUUUUCUCCCUGGACCUUGUGCACCUGCUGGCCCCACAUCGCUCUCGGUCCGUCAAUCCAGAAUGCACCACUCCCCAAGAUGCAUUCCUGACCAACAUCAUGGAUUUUGAGGAGUUUGUUCCACCCAUCCCUCCACCCCCCUAUUAUCCUCCUGAGUAUACUUGCAGUUCAGAGACAGAUGCCCAGAGCAUCACUUACAAUGGCUCAAUGGAGAGCCCUGUUCCUUUGUACCCCACUGAUUGCCCCCCGCCGUAUGAAGCUGUGAUGGGACAAAGAGCCGUUAGCCAGGCAACAGUAUUUGACCUUCAUGGUGCUGAGCAGUCUGGAGAGAGAGGAACUUCUACAGCUUUCAGUGGAGAAGUGUCAAUGGACAGUGGAUCUCUGUUGAUGUCAGAAAUUGUGGACAUCCCAGAUGAUUCCUCCCCUUCUGAGGACUCCUGUCUAAUGGAGGUUGGGCUAAGGAACCAUGGGGAGAGGAGCAACAGGAUGUCUAGUGAUGGGGGAGAUGCAGGGGAGUACAUCAGCUUUCGUGGUCCACCGUCUCAAACACCAGAGAGUCCCCUGGCAGGAGGACCAAGAGCCAAGCGAUUCAUCAGAGGAGAGAGGUCUAACUCCUGCUCCUCACCCAGCACAGCUACCACCACAUACAGGUCUCCAGUAUUGCGUCGCCAAGCUAUGCUAGCUAGUAGCUGUUCCCAGCUUGAAGCAUUAGGGAGUUUAACUAAUCAGCAGCAAUCGUCUGUCCCUGAGAUUCGAGUUCAACCUUCCACUCCCUCAAGCCAAGGAGCUCCGGCUUCCUCUGCUCCACCUGCUUCAUCCCCCUCAGCUGUCAGUGAGCAUGGGAGUGUAUCACCUUUUCCUUACCAGUCCCUCUGCCUUCAAAGAAGGGCUGGAAGAAGUGAAAAAUAUGGAGAGAAUGUGAGAAGGCACAGUGAAAGUUUCCUACGCCUUGUGAGAUCACAUAGUGAACCAGGCCUCAGUUCUUCGACAGACACAGUUGACUUUGGCUCCGGAGGAAGCAAAGCAUCUACAGAGACAGGUCCAUCUUCUGAGGCAUGUCUGUUGCCUUGCACUCCUUUGCCUCCUGCUGCAGCUCUCCCUAGUAAAGGCAACAUGAAGUCAGCAGCCACAGGGGUGCAGGUGCCCUCCAAACCUGCACACACCUCACCACUACGUUUACCUAAAGACUGCCACCGUUCUCUUGGAGACCUUAAAGUUACCCGAGUUCUGGUGGCUCGCUUCCUGCAGCGCUCCAAACGUAAUCUGUCGCCCUCCUCCGAGCAUGCUGGGAGCACAGGACAGGGGUCUAAGAGGAGGAGUGGAGCCGAGGGGGCUGCCACCAACCACUUACCAUUGGAACAAGUCUUGCGGACCCCUUGGAGCACCAGCCGAGGACACCCCACCCAUCACUCCCAUCGUCCUCACCACCGUGGACAUCAUCAUUCUCACAGUGACAGUCGACACAACCGCCAUCACAGUAGCCGGGCGCCAGAGGGGAUCCACCUGCGCAGCUGUGGAGAUUUAAGCUUCUCCUCAUCUGCAUCAUUACGGCGAUUAGUGACACCUCAUCCACCACAUGGGUCAUCAGGGGCUCUCUAUUCAGAGUCUGCACUGUGAUGAGAAGAGGAGGGUGAAGGACAGACAGGGGAAGAAAGAAGGAGACACCACACAAGAUGGCAGGAUUGUGGCAAAAGCCCAAAAUGAACACAUUUUAUAAUGAGAUUUUAAAUGUCUUCCCCAUUUGUUUGUCAACACCAUUUCCUGAAGCCAGCUGAGCAAAUUACCUUAUUUAUUGGUGCUCAACAUUAUAUGAACAUCAUCCUGGAGCUCCUUAUUUCACCAACAAUCAAUGGCCAUAGGAUGCACAUUUCUGACAGAUGUGUUUCCCCUUCAAUCAGAAAACAUCCAAGAUUCUUUGAAACCAACGUACCAGAAGCAUCUUUAUUCUUGACCUCCUCUCAGUUCUCACCAGGAGAAAAAAGCUCAAGACAGGAGACAGAACUCAUCUGGCAUUCAUUCCACUACUGCUUAAAUGAGCAUUCACUCUGUUAGAAAAUCAUGGAUUGCAAAAUGAUUAUGGCCUUUUUGUGUAUUGCUGUUAACCCACCAGAUCGCUCAGGUGAAGCGAGUCAUGGGUAUACUUAUUUUGUCUUCCAUUUAUAUGACAAAAUGCUCCAAUAAACAAAUAGCCAGCUGACUGCAGUGUAAGAUAAAUUGAUGAGAUUGUACAUGAGGACGGAUCCUGCCAUGUACGAAACCCUUGAUGAGUUGUAUUUCUCUUUUUAAUGGAGUCCCACUUUAUUUUACACCUACAUGAUGGCUGUCACAAAACAAGGCAGUCAACAGACAUUGUUGCACACUACAGACACAUGUUCAGCCUUUGGAAUGUACUCUCUGGAUGGACACGGUGGUUUCAGUUCUGUGUGUGCAUGUUUUGCUACAGCUGUGAUACAGCAGGAAAAAAAUAGGUGCAUCCAAUCCUAUCUGUGUAACUAAGUAAUAAGUGCUCAGAAUGUCUUUAUCUGCAUGUUUGCUUCUUUCAUUUCUCCUCUUACACCCAAGACCUAGGAUAGUAGCCAAUGGAAUUGUAUUUGACUUAAAAGAAAGCUGAGAGGCAAAGGUCAAGGACAAAGAUUUGUCAUUUCUAUAGAGAUAUUUGAGAUGUAGGUUAAAACAGCCUGGUCCUUGUAAGAUAAAGAGGUGUAAACUACUGUGGAACAUGAGUCUUUAGCAGUAAAUGUACCGAGAAAUUUAUCAUGUGGUCAGGCUGCACACUGUGUGUUGGCACACGUCCUUUUGGACUUGCAAUAAUUGUUGAAGCAUGAUUAAAGGAAAAAAUUUAAAAGGAUAUCCAGAAGCUCUCUUGACAUUGAACAGAUGGUUGUUCUGGCAGCUCUGGAAAAGUUUUGAAGGAUCUUUGUAGUGUACAAACUUUUUUUUUUUUUUUGGAAGGUUUCUGGUGUGCUCACUAACUUUAAAGAUUUUUUUGUCUUUAAAGUCUUUAAAGAUUAAAGACUUUAAACACACAUUCACCCACAUACUUGUACACCCCCUAAUGAAAGGCACUGUGCUGUGUUUCUACCUCCUGUCUUGCAAAAAACAUUAUUUAUUUGAAGAAAUUGUAUCUGUAUUGCAGGCUUAACAGGAUACAGCCUUGGAACCUGAAUAAUAUGUAUUCUAAAUAUGACACUUACUUCAGAUAUGAAAUAAAUUAUAGACAAAAAAAGACAUUUCCUUCCAGUUGUGUAAGUGUUAUGAAGGACAAGAUCUUGCCACUCUGAAAUGUAAUACAAUUCUAUUUUUUAUGUACUUUUCCAGCUAAAACCCCGCCUCGCCUAUUGGUUAAACCAUAGGAGAGCUCUUGAACUAAUAUAACAGACCAAUGAGAAUAAUUAAUAGCAAAUGUGCAACUUUUUAGAGCUAUUAAAGUCAGAUACUAUGUAAUAAAAUAGCUGCAGGACUGAAUGCUGCUUUGGGGAGACGUUCACUGAAGCUCAGCAGCAGGAAGCAGAAAGGUGGUUUACAGUAAGAGAACAGUGUCAUUAUGGUAUGUAUACACAUAUACAGUAUAAACAAGCAAAAAAAAAAGAAAACUAGAGCCAGACUAGAUAUGCUAGAUGCCAAAACAAAAAAUGUAAAAUAAACAUGAAGGUAAACAUCUCAAAUGAUAAAAGCUGGUUUUUCUCUGUCAGUUCAGCAAGUGACAAACUUCACAAGUGCGACUGUAUGAUGAUUAAAAAUAUCUAAAGUUGAAUGUAAGUGUUACUAAUGUAACAUUUAUAGCAGAAAAAGUAUAUUUGAACAAAAUAUAAGAUGUAGAAAGCAAAGCAUUGUUUUACUCUCUUAACUUUCUUUUAUAUUUUACACUAUAUAUAAUAAUACCAAGUCAGACAGAAAAAGUGAUGGUGCCAGAGAUCAGUGAGUAAAAGUGACUAGCUGACUGUUCCAACAUGAUACAUUCCCAAAACAGCAUUUUUCUGUAUCCUGCAUAUCAGGGGACUAAUUGUUGUUACAUUCCUGUACAUCAGUGGAAAAUGGUUAAUGUGAGAUUAAAUGUUUAUCUUACUCAUGAACACUUUAGGUCAGAGCUGCUGCUUACCAUAUUUAUUUUACAUAACCAUGAAUUCAUGUUUAUUUAUUUAUCCAAGGAUUUAUUUCAAAGGCGUAUGUAUUUACCUAACUACUGUAAAAUAUUUAUUCUUAAGUGUUUGUUUGUUCCUUUAUUCAGUAUUGAUUGAAACUGAACUCCAUACCUCUCAAGGCUGAGGCACUGAUUCUGAAGGAUGUUUUACUGUGUUGUGAUUGGUUAUUUCAUCAGGAAACAUUGGUGUCGAGCUCACACACAUUUACCAUCCUUUGUGCUGAUGGUGCAUUUGGUAACAACUGGGAACUUCCCCAGAAAGGCAGCAUGAGAAGUAUAUGUAUGUUAAGUCUUUCAGUUGUUAUUUACAGUUGAUUUUAUUCAUUUGAAUAAAUUUGAUCACAUAUCUAUU
Messenger RNA from Melanotaenia boesemani (Boeseman's rainbowfish), 6362 nucleotides. It is a transcript of the gene entrep3, whose product is annotated as family with sequence similarity 189 member B. Gene Ontology annotation, cellular component: membrane. The record is from RefSeq and is a predicted model, not a curated record. The transcript has 14 exons. Bases 1264 to 3486 code for a protein of 740 amino acids. Lineage: Eukaryota; Metazoa; Chordata; Actinopteri; Atheriniformes; Melanotaeniidae.